Messenger RNA from Salmo salar (Atlantic salmon), 1998 nucleotides. RefSeq lists its product as uncharacterized. NCBI's taxonomy places the organism in Eukaryota, Metazoa, Chordata, Actinopteri, Salmoniformes, Salmonidae. The record is from RefSeq and is a predicted model, not a curated record. Gene Ontology annotation, molecular function: DNA-binding transcription factor activity; RNA polymerase II cis-regulatory region sequence-specific DNA binding. Gene Ontology annotation, biological process: regulation of transcription by RNA polymerase II.
AGGUGAUGCUUCUUGCGUGACGUAUAACCUAGUGGACAGGACAGAAGGCUUCUUCAACCGCGACAAAUGGCGUAUAACGGACUGGACGUAUAAUGGACGGGACGCUUCUUCAGGAACAACAAUUCUUUCAACCGCCUCGGUAGCUUGCUAGCCAACAUAAAACUGAAAGAAUGACGCUUUAGACCAUGUUAAUGUACAUUAGCUAAUCUCCGUGUUUUGAACACAUUUCAGUUGACGUAUCAACUGGUUAACUUGAACCUAAUUUGCUUGUUCAAUUUGCAAACUUGUUAAAUAUUGAUGCUGAGCCUAGCACUAGGUUAGUCGCUAAUGAUAACUAGCUAGCUAACUAACUAACAUCCCUGACAAUGAGCUCACUAAACUACUCAACCCCUGCUAAAGAAGAAGAAGAGGUCUACUGGACGGAGAAAGAACCUCUGGCGCUGAACAUUGUCGUGAAAGAAGAAGAUAAUAUUACAGUGAAAGGAGAGAAAGAACCUCUGGCGCUAAACAUUGUCGUGAAAGAGGAGAAUAUUACAGUGAAAGGAGAGAAAGACCCUUUCAGAAUGAAAAUUGAGGAAGAGGAGGUUGUUAUAGGAAAAGAAGAGAAAGAACAUUUUCGAGAGGAUGAGGAUGCUAUCUCAAUGAAGGUGAAGAAGGAAGACGUUUUGGGAGUGAAAGAGGAGGAGACAGAAUAUCAGAUUAACACCAGAUCAAGACAUGACUAUCGUGGAUCCUCUGGGGAGCCUCAACAACAUCCUGAUGCUGACUAGGCAGAGAAGAGUCUCUCCAGAUCAGAACACCAGAUGGACAACGCUAGCCCUUCCUCCCUCCUGGAGUCCCUGUGUCAUGCCUCUCCCAGUAGCGCCUUACUGCUGGGUAUGAAGAGGUUGUCUGUGCUGCUGGUGGACUGCAGGAAAACAACGGGGCUGAGUGGAACUGUGAGAGGAGGAGCAGAGAAGAAAGGAUCAGAUUUAACUUAUCAAAGAGAAAGACCAGACUCAGAGGAACCAGAGCCAGUGAAGUCCAAACCAGCAAAACAACACCUCUGCUCCCAUUGUGGAAAGAGUUUUAACCAGAAAGAGCACCUGAAAAAACAUGAGAGAAUACACACAGGGGAGAAGCCUUACCACUGCUCCCAGUGUGGAAAGCGUUUUAACCAGAAAAGCAACCUGAAAAAACAUGAGAGCAUACACACAGGGGAGAAGCCUUUCCAAUGCUCCCAGUGUGGAAAGAGUUCUGCUCACUUAUGUAAACUGAAAACGCAUCAGAGAAUACACACAGGGGAGAAGCCUUACCACUGCUCCCAGUGUGGAAGGAGUUUUGCCCACUUAUGUAACCUGAAAACACACGAGAGAUUACACACAGGGGAGAAGCCUUACCCCUGCUCCCAGUGUGGAAAGCGUUUUACCCACUCAUGUAACCUAAAAACACACAAGAUAUUACACACAGGGGAGAAGCCAUACCCCUGCUCCCAGUGUGGAAAGAGUUUUGCCCACUUAUGUAAACUGAAAACACAUCAGAGAAUACACACAGGGGAGAAGCCUUACCACUGCUCCCAGUGUGGAAGGAGUUUUACCCACUUAUGUAACCAUAAAAGACAUGAAAGAUUACACACAGUCUGAACAGUAGAACAUAGGAUAGAUGUAGGCUGAACAGUAGGACAUAGGCCCGAUGUAGGCUGAACAGCAGGAUUUAGGACAGAUGUAGGCUGAACAGUAGGACAUAGGGAAGAUGAAGGCCUCUGAACAGUGGGACAUAGGACAGGUGCAGGUCCAAUAAAUGGUGGGCCAGUAGUCCCCAGAGAUUCAAUGUGUAUUGACUUUCAAGUGUUUUCUGUACUGCAUGUAAUAUAGUGGAUUGUGUUUAUGGAUUUGUUAGACAAUAUAUAUUGUAUCAUACCAUACAUGCUCUCAUUUUCAGAAAAAAAAGUCAUUGGUCCUAGGGGGAAGAUCAGCUUUAAUAUGGAACAUAGAUUGCAUCAUUUCCAAUCCCCCAUAU